AAAGGAAGAAAGAAAAAGAAAAGCAUUGGAUGAUUCUCUGUACUGUUGAAGAAGAAGCAGAAUAUUGCCAACCCCCAUCCUUCAUGACAAAGUAACAUCUUUUUUCUUUAUCAUUACAUGUAACAUAGUCAUCAAUUCAUCUUCCCCUUUUACUUUUUCCUUCUUUCCUUUUCUCUCCUUACCUUUUAUCUGCACCACUUUAUCUCUCUCUCUCUCUCUCUACUGUCUUUUAUCCCAUUCCAAUCUCUGUGCGUUGUCUUUUAAGCACAGCCAUUUUCUGAAUCUUGUUAAAAUUCCUUGGCCUCUCUUCCCAAAACAAGAAAAUAAUUUCCAUGGCCAAACUAGCUUCUAAGUGUCUCUUCCUUCUCUUCUCGUCUCUUCUCUCUUUCUGCUCUUCUGGAACCCAGGUGGGUUUCUCCUAUAAUGUUAAAAGUAGUGUUGCUGCUUCAUCAAUUAGCAGAACACUGUCACUCUUUGAGCAAAACAAGGUCUUUAUAUCUCAUGUUCGAGUUUUUGUUGCAGAUCAUAGGGUUUUAAGUACACUUCCCAAUACUAAUGUGUUAGUUGAUCUUUACUUAGAUGAAAGUCUAGUUGAGAAUUUUACAAAUUCUAAAUCAUCUGCUAUUUUGUGGCUUAAAACCCAUUUAGUUACCUUACUGCCUCAUGUCAAAAUCAAAAGUAUAGCAGUAAGAGGUAGCAGUGACUUGUCUAAGCUUUUAUCCUCCUUGAACAUGAUCAACUCUGUUCUAAGGAGUUCUAAUUUUUAUAAUGAUGUUAAGGUAUCUGUGGCAUUUGCAUUGUCAUUCUUGGAGAAUCUGAAUGGGAAACAAGAAAAUGACCUGCAUAGGGUUUUAGGGUUUAUCAAGAGAAUUAGGUCCUUCGUUAUUGUAGAAGGCAGUAUUGAUGAUAGUGUAGAAUUAAACAUGGGAGAUCUUUUCGUCAAAUCAAUUAUCAAGAAAGCUACACUUGCAACUUCUAUACUUCCUUGCUAUGAUGUUGAUAUAAUCAUGACAGUCAAGAGCCUCGUAUAUCCUAGUGCAAAACAAGUAGCUGAAUUUGCAGCUAAGUUAUCAAAAUCAUUAGAGAAUACUCAGAUUGCAGGUCAGGUAGCUGAAUUAUAUGCAGAAGUAUCUUCUACAGAAGGUUUUGCAGAAAAAGAGCUUAGAAGGGAGCAUGAACAAAUCUUUCCUUCUGCUCGACGGGAACUCAUGAAAAGCCUGAAAGCUAUAUCACAUGAUGAAAUCGAUCCACCAGUCACACUUCCCCCAGAUAAUCCCACGCCAACAAUUGUCACUGUCCCUGCUACUAAUCCUGUCACUAUAACACCAGCUAAUCCUGUAUCCACUCCUGUACAAGUCCCCUCCACUACACCUGUUUUGUUUCCACCUACUAAUCCUGCUGUUAAUCCACCAGCACCAAUCACCAAUCCAGUCACAACACCAGUAGCACCUAUUACGGUUCCUGGGAUGCAACCAAUAACAAAUCCUGUCACAACAUAUCCUGCCCCGCCAGGAAAUGUUCCAGUCACAACACCAGCCACUAAUCCUGUGACGCCUCCUGCAACAACAAAUGCUCCCGCAAUUCCAGGACAAAGCUGGUGUGUAGCCAAGACCGGGGUAUCGGAAAUUGCACUUCAAGCAGCGCUGGAUUAUGCUUGUGGAAUGGGAGGUGCUGAUUGUUCACAGAUCCAACAAGGUGGGAGCUGUUAUAAUCCAAAUACUCUGCAAAACCAUGCCUCAUUUGCAUUCAACAGCUAUUAUCAGAAGAAUCCUGCAGCAACCAGCUGUGAUUUUGGAGGGACAGCCAGUAUAGUCAGCAGCAAUCCAAGUACUGGUUCCUGUGUUUUUCCAUCAUCGUCAUUAUCAUCACCAUCAUCAACGACAACAUUGCCAACACCACCAAGUCCAACUACAAAUCCGGCAAUAACACCAUCAACUCCGGGAACUGGAGAAUCAGGAACUGGGACUCCACCAUCAGUUUUAAACUCAAGCAGCCCCGGCUCAGGAACAGGAACAGUUUUUGGGUCUGAAACCCCUCCUGGUUUCAACAGUUCCACAUCCAAGUCAGCUUCUUUUCAUCCAUCUUUUGGGUGCAUCAUUUUGGUAACGUUGUUCAUUGCCAGAACAAUCACACUAGACAUGUAGAAGGGAGCAUUUUUCCAUGUGCAUUAAAUGGUUGGAAACUCAUGCUUCAACAGCAGAUCAGAGUUGCAGAUACAACCACCAUUACAGGAAAAAAAAAAACAGAAGAUGAGUUCCACGAGGAUGAGUUAUAAUGCCUAGAUCCCGCUAAAGAUUAACUGGAGUGCGCGAGACUGCUCAGAUGUAAAGAUGUUUUGCUGAAGGUACAAUAUUAAUCCCACAUGAAAUAUAAUUGCAUGUUUAUUUAAAGACUUCUGUUAGUAGUAAAAGGUAGUGAGGUUGGAUAGGAGUUAUAGUAGUAGUACAAGGGCAAUUUGUUCCUGUAUAUCUUUGAAAGAUAGCAAAGUUUCCAGUUUAGCUUUUGUAUUA
Molecule: messenger RNA, 2510 nt
Organism: Ricinus communis (castor bean)
Lineage: Eukaryota; Viridiplantae; Streptophyta; Magnoliopsida; Malpighiales; Euphorbiaceae
Exons: 4
Coding region: 333-2144 (603 amino acids)
Biological process (GO): carbohydrate metabolic process
Molecular function (GO): hydrolase activity, hydrolyzing O-glycosyl compounds
Source: RefSeq, a predicted model, not a curated record